Rattus norvegicus (Norway rat) is the source of this 551-nucleotide messenger RNA. RefSeq names its product ubiquinol-cytochrome c reductase hinge protein (gene Uqcrh). Gene Ontology annotation, cellular component: mitochondrial inner membrane; respiratory chain complex III. Gene Ontology annotation, biological process: proton transmembrane transport; mitochondrial electron transport, ubiquinol to cytochrome c. The transcript has 4 exons. The record is from RefSeq and is marked provisional. NCBI's taxonomy places the organism in Eukaryota, Metazoa, Chordata, Mammalia, Rodentia, Muridae. The coding region runs from base 32 to 301 and encodes 89 amino acids.
UCUUGGUGUUGAAUCCCAAACCGGCUCCGCCAUGGGACUAGAGGAUGAACGAAAGAUGCUCACUGGCUCCGGAGACCCCAAAGAGGAAGAAGAGGAAGAAUUAGUGGACCCCCUGACAACAGUGAGAGAGCACUGUGAGCAGUUGGAGAAGUGUGUAAAAGCCCGGGAACGACUAGAGUCGUGUGAUAGGCGCGUGUCUUCCCGAUCACAGACAGAAGAGGAUUGUACAGAGGAGCUCUUUGACUUCCUGCAUGCACGGGAUCACUGUGUGGCCCACAAACUCUUCAAAAGCUUGAAGUAAACAUGCAGAGUCGCUUGCCUCAGCCUCGUCACUGGGAAUCGGAACAGCUUGCUGUGCUUUUGAACAUUUGUUUCUAACGUAGGAAGUUCUUGAGAACCUCCUUGAUUUUGGCAAGUAGCUUCUCUUCUGUGAAGUUAGCAGAGAUUCCACCUCAAUAAACUCAUCCGCAAACUUGCUACUUGUCCUUCCUUUGCUGUAGCCCUACUUUAUUAUUAUAUUUUAAAUAUUAAAAAUUUUUUUCUCCAUAAAA